Molecule: messenger RNA, 3099 nt
Organism: Amphibalanus amphitrite
Lineage: Eukaryota; Metazoa; Arthropoda; Thecostraca; Balanomorpha; Balanidae
Product: zinc finger protein zfp-1-like
Exons: 13
Coding region: 61-3099 (1012 amino acids)
Biological process (GO): regulation of transcription by RNA polymerase II
Cellular component (GO): nucleus
Molecular function (GO): nucleosome binding; histone binding
Source: RefSeq, a predicted model, not a curated record
GAGGAGUUCGAGGUUGUAAACAAUGAUGGCGAGGGGAUUCGUGCUGUAUAUGGCGUCCUAAUGGGUGAAGGGGAAGGUGACAUGAAAGAAAUGGUUGGGGGCUGCUGUGUCUGCUCCGACGAGAGCGGUUGGGACGAAAACCCUCUGGUUUAUUGCGACGGUGAUGGCUGCAAUGUGGCGGUGCAUCAAGCGUGUUACGGAAUCGUGUCGGUGCCACCUGGACCGUGGUUCUGCCGCAAGUGCGAGUCCCAGGAGCGGGCGGCGCGUGUGCGCUGCGAGCUGUGCCCGAGCAAGGGCGGCGCGCUGAAACGGACCGACACCAGCGGCUGGGCGCACGUGGUGUGUGCGCUGUACAUCCCCGAGGUGCGGUUCGGAGACGUGGCCACCAUGGAGCCCAUCCUGGUCUCCAUCGUGCCGCCCGACAGAUUCAGCAAGUCGUGCUAUCUGUGCGAGCUGAACGGACGGGCGAGCAAGGCGCAGAUGGGAGCCUGUAUGAGCUGUAACAAACCCGGCUGCAGGAUGAACUUCCACGUGACGUGUGCUCAGGGGCACGGCCUGCUCUGUGAAGAACAGGUGCAGAGCAUGAACAACGUCACGUACUGCGGCUACUGCCAACACCACUACGCCAAGCUGAAGCGCGGUCACAACGUGAAGCCGAUCCCUGCCUUCAAGUCGAGCCACGACGUGACCUCCUCAGAGCCAUCUUCGGGCAAGUCUGCUCCGCUGCCACUGCCGCCCUCUGCCGACCCGGCGCGCACCGAACGACGUAAGCGACCCAAGGCGUCCCGCUCGCCACGGGCGUCGGCCACCGCGCUGCCCGCGCCGCCGUCCGCGCUCAACGAGAGCUCCUGCUCGAGUCUGGCCAGUGACGCUCCGGCGGCCGACGAGCGGCGAGAGAGGAGCGAGAGGACAGAGCGCAACGAGAGGGGCGACCGGUCAGAGCGUUCGGAGAAGGCAGAGAAGAAGGAGGAGCGCAUCGAGAGGACAGAGCGGACGGAGAAGGCGGAACGGGGCGAGAGGACGGAGCGUUCUGAGAAGGCAGAGCGAACCGAUCGGUCAGAACGUUCGGAUAAGGUGGAACGAACUGACAGAACGGAGAGAUCCGAGAAGACUGAGCGAUCCGACAGAUCGGAAAGAACCGAGAAAACGGAUCGUGGAGAUAGAAUAGAAAGACAAGACCGGGCGGAACGACAGGAGCGGCAGGAGAGGCAUGAGCGGCAGGACCGACAGGAACGGCAGGAGCGGCAGGACCGACCAGAGAGGCAGGAGCGGCAGGACCGAUUAGAGAGGCAGGAGCGGCAGGACCGACCAGAGAGGCAGGAACGACAGGACCGGGUAGAGCGACAGGAACGGCAUGAGCGGCAAGACAGGUCAGAAAGGCAAGACCGGCAAGACAGACCAGACAGGCCAGAGAGGCAGGACCGGCAGGACCGCCCAGACCGGUCUGAGAGGCCAGACCGGGAGCGGACGGAGCGCCCUCCUCCGGCCGCGGUGCCGGCAGAGACGAGCGACCGGACACCUCCCGAGUCCUCCGCCGACACCAAGUUCACCACGGCCAACUUCACCGAGACGGUGGUGACGCCGAGUGGAUCGGUGUUCGGCGCGCCUCCGGCCCGGUCCUCCGCCGGCGGAGAGCCGGCCGGCGCCGCCAGCGGAGCGGGCACCGAGAGCGAGUCGACACUGUCCACCGCCUCCGACCUCGACUUCAAGGAGGCGGCCCUGGUGAUCAAACAGGAGCCGCGCGACUCUGAGCCAGUACCGACCGUCAGCCAGUCCGUGCCGUCCCCGGCCCCGGCCCCGGCCCCGGCCCCGGCCCCGGCCCCGGCGCCCAUGCCCUCUCCGGCGAUGAGUCCCCAGCAGAUGGCGAAGACCAAGCGCGCGCUCUCCACCGCCGCUGCCGACAAGGAGCCUCGCAAACGGAAACCGCCGGGCCGGCCGCGCAAGCACGCUCCACCGCCGGCGCCGCUGUCCCCGGGCUCAGCGGCGCCUCCGCCGGAGCGCGAGGCAGCCACCCCGGACUCGGUGGGCGCGCGGGAGGCGGCGUUGGGCCGCGCAGAGGUGUCCCCGGGCGCGGCGCCGCCGCCGCCGCUGCCGCCGCCGCCCCCGCCGGCGCGCGGCCGGUCCAGCGGGGAGCUCAGCGCGCCGGUGUCCGUCAACGGAAGGAGAAACAGCGGCGGCGGCGGGCUGCCGGCUCGUACCAACGGUCUGCCGGCCGCCGCUCACAUGCUCGGUAACCAGCUGAACCCGGCCUCGCUGAUGGCGCCCAAGCUGUCUGACUCGCUGGCGGCCGAGCUGGCCGAGCAGGCCGGCUACCUGGAGCCGCCCGGCCGGCUGGUGGGACCGCCGCUGCCCGGCCGGCCGGCGGCCGCCAGCGCCGGGGCGGCACCGCUCCCCAGCAGACCGGGUGCGCCGCCGUUCCCUCAGUCGCUGAGUGAGCUGCUGGAGCGCCAGUGGGAGCAGGGCAGCCACUUCCUCAUGGAGCAGUCGCAGCACUUUGACGUGGCCGCUCUGCUCAGCUGCCUGUACCAGCUGCGGCAGGAGAACGAACAGCUGGAGGAGCACAUGAGCGAGCUGUCGCAGCGUCGCGACCACCUACUGGCGGUCAACGCGCGUCUCUCCCAGCCGCUGGAGUCGGCGCCGCCGCUACCGACGGCCGCCCGACCUCCCUCCUCCGUGGCUGCCGCCGCCGUCGCGCGGGCUCACUACGGUUCAGUCGGUCCGCUGGGCCACCACUCUGGCUCGCCGCGGCCGCCGCUGGAGAACGGUGUCGGUGACGGCGGCGGCCGGCCGGCGCCGCCGUCCCCGCUCCAGCUGCACUCGCCGCUGGGCGGCGGCGGCCGGCCUGUGUCGGCGCCCUACCCUCUGCCUGGCGCCUGCUCGGCCUCGGCCAGCUCUGCCUCGCUCCAGGGCCUGUCGGGCCUCUCCGGACCGCUGCAGUCGCUGCGCGUAUCGGCUGCCACCGGCGGCGGCGGCUACCCGCAGUACCAGCUGGUGUCCCCGCCAGGCGCCGGGCCGGCCGGGCCGCCGCUCCACCACGUGGUGCACAUGCCACCGCCGGCCGGACGCGCGCCACGCGGCGCCAGCGCCGACAAGAGAUGA